AUGGAUCCAGAAGAACUUUACACCAAACAAAAUUGUAUAGGGGGAGGCAGUUUUGGCAAGGUCUACAAAGGGGUCGACAGGCGUACAGGACAAGCGGUAGCUAUUAAGGUUAUUGAUGUUGAAAAUGCCGAGGAUGAGGUCGAAGACAUCAUCCAGGAAAUUUCCAUCCUGUCCGAGUUGCAGUCACCCUAUGUUACAAAGUACCAUGGCUCUUUCUUGAAAGGCUCAGAUCUGUGGAUCAUCAUGGAGUUCUGCUCUGGGGGAAGUUGCUCAGAUCUGAUGCGGCCUGGCUUGAUCCACGAGGACUAUAUUUGCAUCAUUCUGCGAGAACUCCUCAUGGGGUUGGAUUACCUCCACAGCGAUAAGAAGCUUCACCGAGAUAUCAAGGCCGCGAACGUCCUCCUAGGCGCCAAUGGACAAGUCAAGCUCGCCGACUUUGGCGUUUCAGGACAACUGUCGGCAACCAUGACCAAGAAAAAUACUUUCGUCGGCACGCCCUUUUGGAUGGCUCCUGAAGUUAUCAAGCAAUCCGGCUACGAUCACAAGGCAGAUAUUUGGUCACUUGGAAUCACUGCUAUUGAGCUUGCCAUGGGAGAACCACCUUAUGCCGAUAUUCAUCCAAUGAAGGUUCUUUUCCUGAUCCCGAAAAAUCCUCCGCCCACUCUCCAAGGCCAAUUCUCUCGUACAUUCAAAGAUUUUGUCGAACUUUGCUUGAGACGAGAUCCCAGGGAAAGACCGUCAGCGAAGGAAUUACUCAAACAUCCCUUCAUUAAGAAGGCAAAGAAAACCACGUAUCUGACGGAGUUGAUCGAAAGAAAUGAGCGGUACAUUGCCACACGAGGCGGGCGGUUAUCUGACGAUGACGAAGAAGAGGAGGAGAACUUUCGUCAUGGGAAUCACGAACCAGAAAAUGAAGACUUGUGGGAUUUUGGUACCGUGAGGCCGGUAGGAGGCCGUGGAGCUGGAUUGCGCCCCAUGAAUGAUUCGGCCACAAAUGCAAGAGCAAGUGCGGAACCAUCAGGCUCAAAACCUCGAUCUGACUGGGACGACACCGUCAAGGUUCCGUCCUCUCCCCAAAAGUCGCCUAUCAAAGCAGCCUUCCCUCCAACUCCAGCCAAGGUUCCUCUACCACCUUCCCCAACCAAAACAUCUGCGUCCGCAGCAUUUGAGACAAGGCAUUCUCCCUCGGGCGGGACUUCGGUCUCUGCUAAGCCAACAGAGACCCCAAGACUGUCGGCCAAUCUAAUGGCUAGCAAAGCUUCUCCAUCCGCAUCCCACAGCGACAGCCCAGGGUCCAAUGAAUACAACAAAGCAUUUCAAGCUCAGCUCGCCAAAGACAUGGGAUUCCUGAAGAUUGAUGGUGGGAGUAGUCCGAGCGUUCAGACACUAAACGGCGCGACACCACCUGGGAAGAAACCUCUCAUGGUAAUCCCAGAGAUUCCACCGUUCAGAGGUCUAUCCGGCAAAGGACAGCCUCUUGCUCAGCCGUCGUCCUCGAAAGUUGUUGCACAACAGCCAUUACCGUCGUUCUCACCGAAGGACUUGCCUCUACUUCCACAGGGACAGGUGCCAGCUACGACGGUAAAUCAACAACCAUUGCCACCACUCACGCCCACGACCAACCAGCCACAAACCUCGAAGGCUGCGGCUCUUAGUAUUUCGGCUGCUCAACUGCCGGCGCAAGACACUGGUCAGGAAUUGACAGCAUUGAACUCUGUAUUAAUACCAGCUCUUGAAGCUGCAAUGCAUCGACGAACAUAUAUGUUAAAAGAACAGGCACGAUCCAGCAAGUUGAGCCCUUCUGCUGCUGCAGAAAUCCAACAGCAAAGGGUCCAGACACACGAGAAAGUUAGACGACUGAUAGCCAAGACAGCGGGUCUAUUCUACGAGAUUCAGAAAUGCGAUGAGGAAUGUCCUGUUGGUAUGGGUGGAGGAGUCACUGAAUUUCUGGAAGGCUUCUUGGAGGAAGUUCUUGUGAGAGUGGAGGCUUCAGACGAACCCGAAGCAAGUCCCACUCGAAGGACAUGA
Messenger RNA from Exophiala aquamarina CBS 119918, 2028 nucleotides. Its product is annotated as STE/STE20/YSK protein kinase. The transcript has a single exon. Gene Ontology annotation, molecular function: protein kinase activity; ATP binding. Gene Ontology annotation, biological process: protein phosphorylation. The record is from RefSeq and is a predicted model, not a curated record. Lineage: Eukaryota; Fungi; Ascomycota; Eurotiomycetes; Chaetothyriales; Herpotrichiellaceae. The coding region runs from base 1 to 2028 and encodes 675 amino acids.